Messenger RNA from Apis dorsata (giant honeybee), 540 nucleotides. It is a transcript of the gene Def2, whose product is annotated as defensin-2. The record is from RefSeq and is a predicted model, not a curated record. Bases 167 to 478 code for a protein of 103 amino acids. Gene Ontology annotation, biological process: defense response. The transcript is spliced from 3 exons. Lineage: Eukaryota; Metazoa; Arthropoda; Insecta; Hymenoptera; Apidae.
AAAAUUGAAGUCAACGGAAUUUUAGUGUUUUUUUUUUUCCCCUAUGAUUCAAUCGCGUAUAUAAACCACCAUCAUUCGAACGUAAAUCUUAACUUAGGGAUCUCGAGGAGAACAUCGCUAUCUUCUCAAUUUAAUCGAGGUAUAAUAGCGCUUUGUGCGAGGGAAGAUGAAGGUCUUUGUACUUUUUGCGAUUCUCGUCGUUAUCGUUUACGUAUCUUGCGCAAGUGUUUCUGAAGUUGUUUACGAUGAAUCGAUUUACGAGUUGAGACAAAUUGAGGAAGAAAAUAUAGAACCAGAUACAGAAUUGAUAGAUUCCAACGAACCGCUACUACUACGACAUCGAAGGGUAACGUGCAACGUUUUAUCGUGGCAAUCAAAAUGGCUGAGCAUUAAUCAUUCAGCCUGCGCUAUCAGAUGUUUAGCUCAACGACGUAAAGGUGAUAGUUGCAGAAAUGGCGUGUGCAUCUGUCGAAUGUGAAUCGUUCGAAAAUUGAUUGUAUCGAUCUGUUCAUUUCCAAGAUUUUUUUCCAAAAGUUUCGU